Rattus norvegicus (Norway rat) is the source of this 735-nucleotide messenger RNA. The record is from RefSeq and is a predicted model, not a curated record. NCBI's taxonomy places the organism in Eukaryota, Metazoa, Chordata, Mammalia, Rodentia, Muridae.
GGGUAUUUAAGACAGCAUGGGGAAGCAGAAGGAGCUGUUUACUUCUGAGGAGUGGAGUAAGAAGGUCACCUGGGUGCUUCUUCUCCCUCUCUGAGCUAGCAGGCUUUCACCCCAGCAUCUGGUUCCUGAAUCUUCACUGGCAAAAUCUGAACGCUGGGCAUUUUGGCUUUAAACAUCUGGACUUCCAACUUCUGCCAAGGACCCAGGGACAGUGAGACCACUUCCUUUGAGCAGAACCUGAGAAGCCAUUGGGUUUGGUCUGGUGCAUCAAGCCAGAAGCAGCCGCAGGGAUGGAAGUGUUUCUCAAGAUCGAACACAGGAAGACCAGCUUCUUCACUGAGGUUAAGGAGUCGACCACAGUGUUAGAGCUGAAGCGCAUUGUCCAGGGCAUCGUGAACAGGCCUCCUAAGGAUCAGCUGCUGUUCAAGGACGACCAGCUCCUUGAAGAGAGGAAAACUCUGCGUGACUGUGGCUUCACCAGCGAGGUAGCAAAGGCACAGGACCCAGCCAUCGUGACCUUGGCCUUCAGAGAAGAUGCCUUUCUACUCCUGCAUGCCAGCCCUUUUUCUUGUCCACUAAUUGGAGGUGUGCUGAAAAAUGGUCUAGACUUCGAGAGAGAUUUGGAACAUGUUAUGCAGUGAGGGCCCCAAACCCACUCCUAGGAAUUCAUUUCCUGAUAAAGAUGUGACUGUCUUUCUACAUUAAAAAAUAAAUAAAUAAACUUAACACACUGAU